Alligator sinensis (Chinese alligator) is the source of this 2210-nucleotide messenger RNA. It is a transcript of the gene CCNA2, whose product is annotated as cyclin A2. Gene Ontology annotation, molecular function: cyclin-dependent protein serine/threonine kinase regulator activity. Bases 1 to 894 code for a protein of 297 amino acids. Gene Ontology annotation, biological process: mitotic cell cycle phase transition; regulation of cyclin-dependent protein serine/threonine kinase activity. The record is from RefSeq and is a predicted model, not a curated record. Gene Ontology annotation, cellular component: cyclin A2-CDK2 complex; cytoplasm; nucleus. NCBI's taxonomy places the organism in Eukaryota, Metazoa, Chordata, Crocodylia, Alligatoridae. The transcript is spliced from 6 exons.
AUGCGGUCUGAGAACUUCUGUAGGUUUAAUGUGACUACUGUCUUGCACUUAGAUUCUCCAAGUAUUAUGGAUAUAUCUAUAAUCCAAGAUGUGGAAGAAAGAGUAAAUGUUAAUCAUGUGCCAGACUACAUUGAUGAUAUCCAUAAAUACAUUAGGGAAAUGGAGGUGAAAUGCAAGCCUAAAUCUAACUAUAUGAAGAAACAGCCUGACAUAACAAACAAUAUGAGAGCUAUUCUUGUGGACUGGCUGGUGGAAGUAGGAGAAGAAUAUAAACUACAGAAUGAAACCCUGCAUUUAGCUGUAAAUUACAUUGAUAGAUUUCUUUCUUCAAUGUCUGUUCUGAGAGGAAAGCUUCAGCUUGUGGGUACUGCAGCUAUGCUGCUAGCAUCAAAGUUUGAAGAAAUUUACCCUCCGGAAGUUGCAGAAUUUGUCUAUAUCACAGAUGACACCUAUACUAAGAAGCAAGUAUUAAGGAUGGAACACUUAAUUUUGAAAGUCUUGUCAUUUGACUUGGCAGCUCCAACAAUAAAUCAGUUCCUUACUCAGUACUUUCUGCACCAGCAGGCAAAUGCUAAAGUUGAAAGUUUAUCGAUGUAUCUGGGGGAGUUGAGCCUAAUUGAUGCUGACCCAUACCUUCAAUAUUUGCCAUCAGUUAUUGCUGCUGCUUCAUUUCAUCUAGCAAGCUACACACUCACUGGACAAACCUGGCCUGAAUCAUUGUCCAGAACGACAGGAUAUGCACUUGAAAGCCUCAAGCCUUGUCUUAUAGACCUUCACAAGACCUACCUCAAAGCAGCACAACACACACAACAGUCUGUAAGAGAGAAAUACAAGAAUGCAAAGUAUCAUGGAGUAUCGCUCAUUGACCCACCAGAGACACUAAACCUAUUGUAACAAUCAAGGGACUGAUGCGUUUUUUGUUUUUUUGUUUUUUUUUUUAAUAUAUAUUUUUUUUAAGAUGUGCAUUUACUCCUCCAAGAAAAUGAUGUACAAUUUUAAACUUUAUUCAAAAUUUUAGGCUUCCAAUCAUCAUUUCAGAUUCAAUCUGAAGUUCACUUCAGAUUAUGAUGUUUGUUUUUAUAGGGUUUUAAUGUAAAUCCUUUGUGCAAAAAAUCUUGUUCAAAAUACUUAGCUGGAGCUCUUUUCUAUAAAGCCGUUCUGUUCAAGUUUUAAACUUAACCAUGCAGACCAACUGUUUAAUCUGAGACUUCAGACAUUUUAUCCUAAAAUGAUUAGAGAAAGCGUCGGAGUAAACGGCAUAUGGAAUAAAAUGAGUAAGAGCAGCGCAGUGAAGUGGGAAUUCCCACUUCCGCAGUGGUCAUGUUUGUCUCAAGUUCUAGUGAACCACUUGAACAACAACACAGUAUCUGUAGCAUCUCUUGCUAACACUACAUUCUAGUAUUGCUUUGGACAUGGAUUAAAUCUAAACUGUCUCUAAUAGCAGUCAUGCUGGACUAAAUAUCUAAACUACUAGGAAGAUAAAACUUGGCUGAACUGCUGAAGCAUUCCAACCUUGCUUCUUUUAUGGGAGAACACUGAAAUCCAUUGUUAAGGGUUAUGUUCUAACAUCGCUAACGUUCUAGUAUUGUCAGGUUGUGUAUUACAUGCUUGGAAGUUGCCAUUAGACAGCUAAAACUGAGCCUUGUGUCAUAAGGUUCCCACCUUAUGGUGUAGGAAAUGGUUCAACUUAAAAUCACAGAGACUAGAAUAUUUUUUUUUAUAUGAAAUUUGUGCAGGUCUAUUACUAAAAAUGUUAGCUUCCAUAAAAAGUUAUUUACAGCUAAUGUAUGAUAGUGCUGUUGUACUGCUUGAGCAGAACCCAGCUGGGAAAAGUAAACUAUAAGGGGCUGAGACCAGCCACUAGAUAUACCACCUUCCUCAUUUAAAAGAAGACAGUACAGGUGGCCAGCACAGCUUGAUUUUUAUGAGUUGUGGGUUUAGGGAUACUAGUUCAUUGGUCCUUCACUCUUCCUGUGAGUAGGUCUUACUUAACACCUAAUCAAAAUAAGUUCUUGUUUUCUUCACUUCGGUAGAGCACUUUUUAAUACCAUAAAAUGACUAAAUCAGUGUUAGGACAAAUAUAAACUGACCUUAAUCUGUGAAUCUGUAACACUGCUUUGUUAACUAGUUACUUGGUCUGUAAAGCAGUGGCUGCAUGGAAAUGGAUUCAAGAGUAUACCAGGUUGCCAAAUAAACAUCUUGUUACUGGA